Molecule: messenger RNA, 5410 nt
Organism: Oncorhynchus masou masou (cherry salmon)
Lineage: Eukaryota; Metazoa; Chordata; Actinopteri; Salmoniformes; Salmonidae
Product: RNA binding protein fox-1 homolog 2-like
Exons: 13
Coding region: 836-2269 (477 amino acids)
Biological process (GO): nervous system development; regulation of alternative mRNA splicing, via spliceosome
Cellular component (GO): nucleus; cytoplasm
Molecular function (GO): mRNA binding
Source: RefSeq, a predicted model, not a curated record
AGCACAGAGGGGGAGGGAAGAUCAUUUCCUUUCUGUAGUGUACACGCCGCAAGAAUACACCGGGAUAAGGACGGAAAAAAAAAAAUAUAUAUAUAUAGGGAAGACGGUAAAGGAAAUACCGCAGCCCCGUGUUGUCUUUUGUUUUGGGAAUUCAUCUAACACAGAACGGAAGACUAACAUGGGGAGAUGGUUCUUAAGGAUUGACUUUCAAUAACCCUCUCUCCAUGCGAAAAGUCUGGCGAGUAGACUGAAAAAGGCAAUAGCAGUCAGGGAAGACAUGUUUAGUGAUUUUAGUCCUGCGCUUGAGGUAGGAUGUUGAUGUAUUUUCAUAAAAUAUUUCUGUCUCUGGCACAAAUAAGGGGUCAACGGUGAAUGGGCAUAUUAUUCCAUGCACAGUAUCAAUAAGCAGUGUAGUUAAUUACUUAGGUUAAUAAAACGGUGAAAUAGCCUAGGCCUUCUGCAGACUGAAUAUUGCUUUAACGUUACAUGACUAACGUUAGUAGGCUAGGCCUAAACACAAGGCUAUGAACCGAUAAAUUAACGUUAACUACUAAUUUUGUAUAGAAUUUAUUUGUAAUCUGCAUCGUAUCAAUGGCAGUAAGAGCAACACAUUUUUAAAGAAACAAGUAAUUAGUUAUAUCGAAUUACUUGAUCCGAUUAUACACAUCUGAUCAUCUUUAAUAGUAAGGUUUUCAUAACAGGGACAGACUAUAUAAAACCCCAAUCGGUUUCUUACAAACAUAAUUUUGACCACAGAAAAUAGUUCGACAGAGGCCAAGGGGGAAAGGAUAGGUGAAAAUUCUAGCACUAGACAAGGAACAUCAGGCGUUUUUAAAUGUUAAUGUCGACCGACGUAACAUCAAUCAUGCUGCCUGUAAAUCGGGCUAUCAUGGACCGGGAUCGAGAGCUCCAGGACACAAUGGCCGGGGUGCAUCCCAACUCGACCGGGGCUUCUGGCGCAGCUGUCCGGGGAAUGAAGCGAGGAGACCCAGCAUCUGACGCGCAGACGUCGACAGCUCUUGUGGAAUCGGCCGGGGCAGAGUGCAAGCGUCCCCGGAUUGACGCAUCUGGAGUAGUCGCAGAGGUCGGCCAGAACAAUGACCCCCUGACACUUGGUUACCAUGGAUACCCAACCCACAGUCAGGGCUCUCAGGAUUCAGCAGGUGCUCAAGAGGGUCUCGUCCCCCCAUCCUUCUCCGCCUUCCCCCCUCCUCCCCCUCCGCCCCCCCAGAACGGCUUGGCCCUGGAGUACGGGGCCAGUCUGUACGCCGCAGGGGCCAUCCAGGGGUCGGUGGAGGCCGGACAGGCAGGCCUUAACACCCCGACAAGUGUCCCAAACAGCUUAACCACCCACCAGUCAGAUGUGUCGUCACAGAUUGAUACCCAGUUGGUGUGUACAGGAGGUGGUGGUGGCGGGGGGUCCGUAGGGGACGACUCAGAGAAGGGGACCCCCAAACGCCUCCACGUCUCCAACAUUCCCUUCCGCUUCAGAGACCCUGACCUCCGGCAGAUGUUUGGGCAAUUUGGAAAGAUCCUCGACGUAGAGAUCAUAUUCAACGAGAGAGGAUCAAAGGGUUUUGGCUUUGUGACGUUUGAGACGAGCGCAGACGCUGAGAAGGCCAGAGCCGCUCUCCACGGGACUCUGGUGGAAGGACGCAAGGUUGAGGUCAACAACGCCACAGCCAGGGUGAUGACCAAUAAGAAAAUGGUCACCCCAUAUUCUAAUGGAGGAGAGGGGCUCGCCACUCUACCUUAUGGGCUACUAAAUGCCCACUCCCCCACAGCCGGGUGGAAGUUGAGUCCAAUGGUUGGAGCCAUGUACAGUCCAGAGCUCUAUACAGAUUUCUCUGGCCUGUCUCUCUCAGUCCCUGGCUUCCCGUACCCUGCGGCGGCUGCACAGGCUGCCACAGCGGCGGCGACCUUUAGGGGCGCCCACCUCCGGGGUCGUGGCCGGCCGGUCUACGGUGCUGUCAGGGCAGCCCUACCCCAGCAAGCUAUACCUACAUACCCAGGUGUGAUGUAUCAGGAAGGGUUUUACGGUGCAGCAGACCUCUAUGGUGGCUAUGCUGCGUAUCGCUACGCUCAGCCGACUGCGGUAGCUGGUCCUGCAGGAGCAGCGGCUGCCGCAGCAGCCGCCUACAGUGAUGGCUACGGACGGGUGUACACGACAGACCCUUACCACGCUGCACUAAACCCUGCUGCAGCCUACGGUGUUGGAGCUAUGGCCACACUGUACAGGGGAGGCUACAGUAGAUUUGCGCCCUACUAAAGAUAACCACAUUUCCCAGGAGCUCUCUCAUCCUGUUUGAACAAUCUAUAAAAGAGCUCCCUCUGCUGUCUAGGAUGGAGAUUGCAACACGUUGACGCAAGUUUGUCGCCUACCAUGGAAACAUUUAUAUUUCAAAAUCUCCUGCUGUCCACUCUUUUUUCGCUUCAAACAAAAAUAGGAAUGCCGUUUUAAAGACUGGUAGAAAGCAAGAAAAUAGAAAAAAAAACUUGUAUUUGAACCAAAUGGCCGCUUGUUUCCAUUGCACGGCUGUAUUAUAGUCCCCCUGUUUCUCCCUCUCGACACUCUCAGCAGCACAAGACACAGAAUGGUUGCCCCCCAGCUAGCGUACCUCCAGAGCCUAUCAUGUAACUGGUGUCCGGACCGUUAACUGAACACUGAGAUAAACCCCCUACCACACGUAUAACAGCCAAGGUGUAAUGUGGCAUGUACUAUACACAACUCAUACAUCAAGAAUAGAGGUGGAGUCUAGUUAUGGAAGACAGAACUGUGACUGCCAGUGUCUGCAUGUCUUUGGAGCCUGAAUGAGCGAGAAACCACAGCAACCGAGCACCAGAAGCAUUUUGGAACAGAAAGACAAUUUGCAAACAAAGUGGAGGAUGUGACUUCAUGUUUCCUCUUGUGGGGUGAAGGAGUAUGAGAGAGAGGAAAUGGCAUCAUCAUUGCAGAGUGGGGGAUGGACUGAUGUUUUUUUAACACUAUUAGAAAUGACUCACUUCAAACUGAGCAGUAAAAGGAUUAUCAUAGCUGUUCCUUACCUCAGUUUUCUUAGUCCGUGAAAAUGGCGAACCUUUAAAAAUUUAAUUGUUACAAUUAUGCAAAUAAAUUAGUUAGAGAGAAAAAAAGUUACCAAAUUAUUAUUAUUAUUGCUGAUUUAUAGCGUUGUCUUUAUUGCGUUAUUAUUGUUAGUUUCAGUGGUUCUCUGAGCACACCUCUACACACAUUUUCCACUUCCCUAGAAACGAGGUCUAGGGGCUAGGACUACAGUGUAGAUAAUAUCUAUGUCAUUCACUACAGUGGGCAACACUACACGUCCCCUCUACAUAACACAAUAUUAUACCAAACUGAACAUCCAGUGCACAACAUCAUAUUCUCACAAUACUUCACGCUAUACACAAAUCACUCAGAACUAUAUAAUAUUUCAUCACUGCUAUCGAGGUACCGGCUGGCUUUUUAUUGCAUUGUGAAUGUUAGGCUGAGACAUAUAUCACUGAUAUCAUUGAAACAACCAGAACCUAGUGUCCUAGAAUAAACAUAUUCAGUUAUUUCUUUGAAAAGUUAUGAGAUGUAUUAUUUGGCAACAUGAUUGAUUUCCCUAACUUGUUCUGUCUUUUAGAAGAGCAGGUAAACAUCAAGUACAGUCUUCCUGAGAAUAGCUACGUUGGUAAUAGAUAGUGAGAUUCUGUCAACAGGCGUUGAAAGAGGGACACCAUCAAUAUGAAAAAUAUUUAAUGCAAAAUACCAUACUAUUGUGCAUAUUUCUAUAUCCUUAUACUCUAUUUCCAAAAUGUGGUUGUUUUUGCCUUUUUUUUUGUUCCAAAGAUUUGUAGAAAAGCACACUUUUAGUCAUGUGUAUGAUAAAUAUAUUAUCGUUCUUGUGGUUAUUAUUAAGUGCUUUCUUUUUAUUUGUUGAAUUAGCUCGUUAUAUUUUUUUCUAUUGGUAAAUGUUGUUGUUCCUCCUUUCAUUUCCUCCAAGAUUAGUUGAAAUAUGAUAUUUUUUCCCUCCUGUGUUGUUUUCUUGGGCAGAGGGGAAUGAACUCUUUAGUAGUUUCAAAGAGGGAGGGAACCAUAGAAGUAUACCACUAUAGCAUCAGCCUAUCUAGUGUUCUAUAUCUAUGGCGCGAACAAAACAGGAAAGCAUGUAAAACUAAACUACCAAACUAAUUUCCCCCAAAAGAUAGGGAGAGGCUGAAAUGUUUGGGUCUCACAAUUUAUUCAAAGUUUACAGUAGACAAGAAUACGUUGGAAUGAAUGGUGGCCUGACAAGCACUUCUUCUGACCUGGUGAAGUAAUCUAGUCACUCUGUCGUAGACAAAGACUCCUAACAUUUCAAUGCUGAAAUUUAGUUAGUUGAGGUUUAAAACAGAUGUGAAGAGCGUAGCGCUUGUGUGCUGUCUAGGUUAAAGGACAUGCAAUUUUGAAUGAUCCAAGUAUACAAAAGGUUGUAUGUGUUAUCGUUUGGUUUGUACAAUGGUAAAUGUUUCAUAGCAGUUUUACAAAGAAAAUGUUAUGUGGGGCAUGAACUAAUUACUAUGAAACAAUAUUUCACAAUGCUGCAGUCAUUGUUUAUUUUGAAAUGUUUGCUCUAUUUUUCAUUUUAUCUUUGGUUGUCUGGCUGUGUGUACCACUCUUCUCAGUGUGAACUUAAUCUAAGACAUCAACAGGGGUCAAACUCUUCUCUGGUCAUUUGACUUUAUUAUCAUGUAUUGCAAAAGUGGACUGAAAUAUGAAUAACUGAAAAGAUACAGCCAAAGAUAGUUAUUUAUGCCCUAUUUCUAUGGUUACCAAAUUGAGAAACGCAGAGCAAAGUGGAUAAAUGAUUGACAACCUAUUGAACCAAUCAACAUGGGCAACUAGCAUGAUGUCAUUCUCCAGGAAGUAGAGUUUGAGACCCCUGACCUAAAUGUUUAGUAUGAUUUUGAUUCUGUCAUUUGAGAUCAGACUCCAACAGCAUUCGGUUGCAGUAGUCAUCUUUUACCACUAAACUCCAUUGAGAAUGCUAGGCAGCAAGCCCUUUUUUAUGCUUAGGAUGCUAGUGUAGCAAAGAAGAGCACAGUGCUGUUUGUCAAAAUGGCCACCACAACGAGGCAAGAACACAAUGGCAACGUUCUAAUUUCCAUACCAGCAUAUUACUUUGAAUUCAUACCUUGAUACAGUGCUUCAUACUAAGUAGUAUACUUGUGGAUAUUGGAACAGAGCCAUGGAGUAGGCUCAUUCCUUGUUAUGUUUAUUUGGCUCCUUGUAUUAUAUUAUACAGUGAGGUGGUUCUUCUUAAUCACUAUAGGUUUCAAAUGGAAGUGACUGUCCUUUUACGAACCUCUUCCCCUCUGUCAUGUUUAUCCCUUGGCUGCCAUUAUGCUAUUUUGUUAGUGAAUGUCCAUAUAAAAUCUUUUAUAUAAAAUA